Messenger RNA from Colletotrichum lupini, 1185 nucleotides. RefSeq lists its product as uncharacterized. The record is from RefSeq and is a predicted model, not a curated record. The transcript has 9 exons. NCBI's taxonomy places the organism in Eukaryota, Fungi, Ascomycota, Sordariomycetes, Glomerellales, Glomerellaceae. Bases 1 to 1185 code for a protein of 394 amino acids.
AUGCCGCCGGUCGUUUUUCAUCGGGAAGCUCCCAUCACCGUCGCUGCUUCCCCUUUUCUUCCCGGGCUUUACCCAAUCACCGCUAGUAGUGUACGGAGUAAUAGUUCGACGCCAGAAAGCGGUGACAUUCGCAUUGAUCGCCCCCCUGAGCUACUUUAUCCUACUGUGGAGAUCGAGUGGUGUUUAUUGCUUCAUGCUAGUCGCGUUUUACAAAUAAACAUAAUGAAACCACACACGACCGCGAACACGUUUUCAUCUCAUAACCUAUCAGGGAGCUCAAUUCACGCUCAGUUUUAUGCUUCCGUCACUGCCUCUUUGACCGACCUAAGGACGGAUAUUAAAGCCAUCAUCUUCUCGGACGUAACUCAAAUACCUAUCAAGUUUGAACUACCCACCAUCAUUACCGAUCGCAUCGCAUCGCAUCGCAUCGCAUCGCAUCGCAUCGCAUAUCCUCCAUCCGGCAAGCCUUUGGCAAGUCGUAACUUGCGACCCUUGUUUGCCGUGCACCUCCGAAAGCAGCCCUGCGGCCUACCACCAAAUCAGGUCACCUGCGGCAUCAACAAGCCUCAGGAGACCCGCCGCAACUUCUUAGCCCCCUCCUGCCCCCAAUAUCAUCCCACGAUUCACCACCAAAGACUGGACACGACGGGGAUUCCACAGAACAGCGGCAUUGAACCGUCCGCAGCCACAUUUCUUCAACAAACCGCACCACCAUCACGACUACGGAUACCACCACCUCCAAUCCUACCUCUCGCGUCGUCGAUGCCAUCCUCCACAGCACAGCUGGAUAUCGACCUUCCUGCGCAUAUACAAGGCCAGCGACACCUCACAAACGACACUUUUGUGGAUACUGACACAUUUGACCAUUCGACGAAUACACAAAUCAGCUCUCCGAUCCUCGCUUUCGUUCCGGCUAGCAACCUCUUUUUCUCUUUCCCCCAGCCAGGGUUCACCACCAAACACCCACCACCUCCGCUUCUUGUCCAGAAAGAGAGCCCCGGACGGUCCCAGUACCAGGUCCAGUCUGCCUACCGAGGUACCUAUGCCCCGCUAGCAUCGGCCUCCACCGCCUUCGCGACCAAGGGCCAAGGCAAGGCUACUCCGCUCUCUCCUGGACUCUGCACCGCUUCUCCCUCUUCGCUUCGGGCCUUACCUUCCCCAUCAAACAGGCCCAUUCCUUUCUGA